Messenger RNA from Betta splendens (Siamese fighting fish), 4852 nucleotides. It is a transcript of the gene ano5b, whose product is annotated as anoctamin 5b. Gene Ontology annotation, biological process: chloride transmembrane transport. The record is from RefSeq and is a predicted model, not a curated record. The coding region runs from base 258 to 3008 and encodes 916 amino acids. The transcript has 21 exons. NCBI's taxonomy places the organism in Eukaryota, Metazoa, Chordata, Actinopteri, Anabantiformes, Osphronemidae. Gene Ontology annotation, molecular function: chloride channel activity; protein dimerization activity. Gene Ontology annotation, cellular component: plasma membrane.
CUCCCCUUUAUGUGCGUGGAUCGCUCUCACCGCCGGAGCUCCCGGGAUAGUGAGCUACAGUUCAGGUUUUUAAUAUGAACAUGAUCCGCCUGCUGUCGUUUAAUCGAUGCCAGGCUCGUUGAUUCCACUGUGAGAUCUUCCGGUUUUGCAUGGUGGGAUCUUCGUCGGUCCGCCUGGACCAGGAGCGUGGCAUCCUCACCGCCUUCCCCAGUUUGCCGAGGAGGUGAAGCCUCCACAGUAACGCCGCCCGCCUCGACAUGAAGCGAUUAACGGGAACGGCGAAGGACGAAACUUUGAUCGAGCUGCAGAGCGCGAGCGAUGUCCAGAUCGCAGUGUUGACCGCAUUCAGGAUAAACCUGCACUCAGAUGACAACAAUGGAAAUGGUGUGAAUUCACUAUCUGAAAAAGAGACUUUGCCUGGAAACACAGAGACAGAGAGGCUGCGUCCCAGCACGGACACCGUGUUCUUCAGAGACGGAGUACGAAGGAUAGACUUUGUGUUGUCUUAUGUCGAAGACAAAGAUGGAGAGAAGAAACAGGAGAGGAGGAGGGAGUUUGAGGCCAACCUUGAGAAAGCAGGACUGGAGCUGGAAACAGAAGACCGAGUAGACUCCAAAGACCAAAAGACGUAUUUUUUGAAGAUCCACGCUCCGUGGGAUGUGCUGGCCACCUACGCCAACAUCCUAAAGAUCAAGGUCCCCUUCAAGGUUAGCGAUAUCCCUCACGGUCAGGACACCCCGCUGGAGUGGCUGUCUCAUCCCUUCCGCCUGCCCAAGCACAUCAUGCACCCACAGGAGGACUACUUCACCUGCCACUUUGACAAAACCAAAACCGACUUUUACCUCAUCAAUGACAAGGACACGUUCUUCCCACCAUCCACAAGAAACAGAAUUGUGUUCUACAUCCUGGCUCGGUGUCCGUACCACAAAGAGGGUCGGAAAGAUAAAGAGAAGACGGGAAUCAAGCGAUUACUCAACAAUGGAACCUACACAGCAGCCUUUCCCCUUCAUGAUUGUCGAUACUGGAAAAGAGCCAGAAAUGCUGAAUGUGAGAGCGAACGCUACAACUUGUACAAACACUGGGCACGAUUCCUCAUUUUUUACAAGGAGCAGCCUCUAAACCUCAUCAGAAAGUACUACGGGGAGAAGAUUGGGAUCUACUUUGCUUGGCUGGGCUUCUACACAGAGAUGCUGUUCUUUGCUGCUGUCAUGGGCUUCAUAUGUUUCGUCUAUGGAGUUCUCAGUUAUGAUGACAACAUAUCCAGCAAAGAAAUCUGUGACGCUGAGGUUGGAGGCAGCAUCCUGAUGUGUCCGCUCUGUGACAAAAAAUGCACUUUCUGGAAGCUCAACUCCACUUGUCUCUCAUCUUGGCAAUCCCAUCUGUUUGAUAAUGAGGGAACAGUAUUCUUUGCCAUAUUCAUGGGGAUUUGGGUAACUCUGUUUCUGGAGUUGUGGAAGCGGCGCCAGGCCCGACUGGAGUACGAGUGGGACUUGGUGGACUUUGAAGAAGAGCAGCAACAGCUGCAAAUGCGGCCAGAGUUUGAGAUCAAAUGCACUCACAGGAGAUUAAACAAGAUCACUCAGGAAAUGGAACCAUACCUCCCUGUGACUAGCAAGUGUGCUCGCUACUGCUUCUCUGCGGCCACCGUUCUUUUCUGGACUUCUCUGAUCGUGGCCUGCAUUAUCGGGGUCAUAGCAUACAGACUCGCCGUGUACGCGUCCUUUGCGAGUGUCAUCAAAGACCCUAUGAGGAGGAUCCAGCUGGUGGGACGGUUCAUCACUCCACAGCUAGCGACGUCCGUCACUGCUUCCUGCAUCAACUUCAUCACCAUCAUGAUCCUCAACUUUUUCUAUGAGCGCGUGGCCAUUUGGAUCACUGAUAUGGAAAUCCCCAAAACCCACCUGGAGUACGAGAACAGGUUGACCACGAAGAUGUUCAUGUUCCAGUUCGUCAACUACUAUUCCUCCUGUUUCUACGUAGCCUUCUUCAAAGGCAAAUUUGUGGGUUAUCCUGGUAAAUAUUCAUACAUGUUUGGCAAAUGGACCAAUCUGAGGAACGAGGAGUGUGACCCUGGAGGCUGUUUGAUUGAACUCACCACGCAGCUGGUGAUCGUCAUGGUUGGCAAACAGUUGUGGGGAAACAUCCAGGAAGCCCUGCUGCCGUUGAUGCGUAACUGGUGGAGCAGCAGAGGGAGGCGUCACCAUCCUGAGAACCACUACAGUCGCUGGGAGCAGGACCACAUCCUGCAGAACUUCACCCAGCUGGGAUUGUUCUACGAGUACCUGGAGAUGGUGAUCCAGUUCGGCUUCAUCACCCUGUUUGUGGCCUCGUUCCCUCUGGCGCCGCUCCUGGCGCUGUUCAACAACAUCCUGGAGAUCAGGGUGGACGCGUGGAAGUUCACCACCCAGUUCCGCCGGCCGGUGGCAUCUAAGGCACGGAACAUCGGGGCGUGGCUGGAGAUCCUCAACGCCGUGGCCAUUCUGUCUGUUGUUACCAAUGCUUUCAUCAUGGCGUUCACCUCAGACAUGAUCCCCCGUAUGGUCUACCUGUACGCCUACAGUAAGAACAGCAGCAUGCAGGGCUACGUCAACGACAGCCUGUCGUUCUUCCACAUCUCACAGAUACCUAUGCACAACAGGCCCGAAGACAACUGGUUUGAUAACUCCACCAUCUGCAGAUAUCGCGACUACCGUUACCCUCCAGGCCACCACAAACAGUACACUCACACCAUGCAGUUCUGGCACAUUCUGGCUGCCAAAAUGGCCUUCAUUAUUAUCAUGGAGCACGUGGUCUUCGUGGUGAAGUUCUUCGUGGCGUGGAUGAUCCCGGACGUGCCGUCAGACGUGAAGGCGCGCAUCAAACGGGAGCGCUACCUGAUUCAAGAGUACCUGCACAACUACGAUGUGGAGAGGCUCAAGCUCCAGCUGAGUGCCAGUUUCAUGACCGAGCCUGCGUCAGAAAUGUCUUUGACGACAGACAAGCAUGAAGUGUUGUCUGAGUGCCUGUAGCCCCUGCGUCACAGCAGGACGGGACGCGUCUCCUCACUGAGAACAGUAAAAUACAAGGGCUUCUGUCUUUGGAGGAAAAACAUAAUUACCUUUUCAUUCUCAAUGGGCUUCAUCAUCUGUUAAGAUGUAAUCUCAUAUUUAAGGUGUAUUAUGGGGCGACAAAAAAUGACAUGCAACAUUUCACUCUGUACUGUACAUGAAACAUAAAUUAUACUGUAUGUGCCAUAUAAAUGUUGGGAUGAAAGCAGGGAGCAGAAGUAUAUCUGCAGAUUGCUCCAUUUCCAGUGCAAUGUCUUCUAAGCUCUUCCUUUGAGUCUAAAUGUGUCUCUAUGUGCUCAUGUUUGGGUAAAAUAACCCUGAAAGAGCCAAUUGAAGGUGAAUUAACUGAACUAUGAAUGUUGAAAACACUAUUCAAAUACAAAAAGGUUUCAAAACACGAGACAUGGAAUAAUUUAUUAUUCCAUGUAUAUUAACAGAAAUAAAUGUUCAGUGCUUAUUCCUCCAACAGCUUCACCAUGUUUGGUGACCAUUUAAGCUUGUCUGCUUACAGUAUUGUUUCGUUACCCUGAAACAUACUGUAGCUGGGAUUCAGCACUUAUCUUAGGUAAUUCUAUUCUAUUCGGGCAAAAGGCCUUUAAAACUGUGCAUUUGUAAACCAUGUACCUCCACUAAACUGCAGCCACAUGCGACGUGUGGUGUCACUCCACCCAGUGCAUCUGGUUUAGGGACUGUAGCAGUAAUAUGGCUGGACAGAAGCUGCAGACUCAUCAUGCCUCAUCAGUAAAGUGUACUUCUGACUUGCUAUGGGACCAAUUACAGAGAAUUUUUAUCAAGGGAACAGAGUACAUGAAGGAAACACUUAUAUCUCGCUGAAAUUCUGCUUAAAUACGCUUUGUGGCUGGUCUGUAUGUUUUAUUUAUGUGGCAGCUCUUCCAAACUAACAAAAACUAUUAUUACUAACAAUACUAUUUAAUUACUCUGAUAUAUAGCAAACAGAAGCCAUUUUACUCACUAGUUGUGAAAUGUGUACUUACUCUGUCUGAAAAAUGUAGCUAAGGAGAACAUCUGAUCUAUUUAAAGGAGUUGUGGUGCAAUUAAAUUAUUGAUCUGCAUUUCAUCAUUUUUAUUAAGAAUAUUCCAUCAUAAUCCUCUUUGUAUUGCUGUACUUCUAUUAUCUAUUACCUUAUUUUGUACCAUUUGUCAUGACAAAUAGUCAACAAGCAGUAUUCAUUCAAACUGUUAUUUAUACUGAUAUACUGACUAUUAUUUGUUAGGGGUUCAUAUUAAAAAAAUCUCAUGCUACACACUCUCCUGUAGACAGAAAUCAGUACUGUAUGUCUCAUAUUCAUCAGAUAAACCAUUUACUGUAACUGAUACAUUAUAGCAUUUAUUAGCCUUAAUGUAUUUGAAUCCUUCUGUGUUUGUGUUUAAACUUCUUCGUGAUUCAUGUCACAGAUUCCCAUCAAAUUAUAUCCUACGGUCAAAAAGUAAGGAUUCAUUCAGCUCUCAGGAUUUAACACCUUUAUGUUUCAUGAGCAUGAGCUGUUCCUGCAGUCCGCUAAUGUCAGACGUGUACAUGAUGAAUUUCUAAACAAAUGCCUUAAAUGUCUUUGUUUACUUGUUUUUCUAUGGCUUCAUAUUGACCUUUUCCUACAUGAAUUUAAAAUCAGUUUCAUAUCAUGUGAUAUGCUUCUAAUCGAUAGAGUACUUCUUUUCCCUGGUUUGAUGUGCAUGAUUGGCUCUGUAAAAAUUUUGUCUGUUACAUGUUCUGUUGUCUGUAGACUACUGUAAGGGAAUGCAGUAGAGCUGCUGAGUCACAAUAAAAAAAAAAACUAUUCAUCAUA